UGCACAGAUCCCACACAUUCAUACCAGUAAUGGGUGCAUGUAACGUGUAUAUUUAUGUGUGUACAUCUAUAUAGGCACACAAAGGCUGUGUUAAGGCAUCCAACUGUCGAUACAUCCACAUUUCUCGACUUGCCUUGUGCGAUUACAGCUUGAGUACAUGGAGGCGGUCGCAUGUGGUGAGAGGCACGGAUAUUGAAACAAGAAGCAUGCAUAUGCAAAAAGUGAAUUUCCGCACUCUACACCUGUACACACGCAGUAUUAGAACUAACAUAUGUAACCCCUAAAACACCCAACCGCUAUACACACCUCAAAUCAAGCUAAUAACUUAGUACUGGCGCAUUCAUAGGCUCAUAUACCAAGACUCCCGAAACCUUUGCACGACCAUCAUGUCGUCGUCAUCCGGUGCGGUGGCUGCAAGUGCCUCCAGUGAUCGAGAAAUGCGCACUAUCUACACCUUUUUGAUCCGUCAACCACAGAUGGUGUUGAGUAGCCUAUACGAGCACUCGCUGUCAUGCUUGGCUGUGUUCCGCACACUCUCACCCGUGGGAAGGCAUUAUGUCAUGCGAUUGUUGUACACGAAGGACCCUAUUGAACUCAGCGAUAUUGAAGUCUGGUGCACUGAUCGGACUUUACACAGG
This is a messenger RNA of Sphaeroforma arctica JP610, 638 nucleotides long. RefSeq lists its product as hypothetical. Gene Ontology annotation, cellular component: transcription factor TFIIH core complex. Gene Ontology annotation, biological process: nucleotide-excision repair. The record is from RefSeq and is a predicted model, not a curated record. The transcript has a single exon. The annotation marks the transcript as partial. Lineage: Eukaryota; Ichthyosporea; Ichthyophonida. Gene Ontology annotation, molecular function: ATPase activator activity.